AUGCUCACUGGUCGACUUUUCGGUUAUCUGUGCUCACGGUCUUUCACCAAAUGCUCAAAUAUUGCCAGCAGAUUCACACGAGAUGGCUUGCGAGAUCGAUUACGGCAUCAAGAAUUUAAAGAGCUCGCAAAAACACGAGAUGCUCAAUCUGCUGUCAAGCAAGCUUUCAGUCCGGAUUCACGAUCAGUGAGGCCGUUAUCAGAUUUGUGGAAAGCUCUCCGUUUCACACUAGCCACCGGCGCAACAACAUUUUCAAUAGCAAUAAUCACAGAAGUAUAUCAACGAAGGAAGGAAGAAGCUGCAUUGCCAACAAGUGUUUUAGAUGUGGUCAAAAUGUAUUUCGAUCCUAAGGUUGAAGCUGGCACCGAAUAUCGAUUGACGACAGGCGAAAAGCACUUGGCACUUCUGAUAGGACUGAAUAUCGCGGUGUACCUGUUAUGGAAAGGGAAGUCAAUUAAGCCGUUUAUGACUCGAUACUUCACAAAUAGCUAUGCAUCAAAAUCGUUGUGCUCGCCCAUGUUAUUAAGCGCGUUUUCACACUCUUCCAUCAUUCAUCUCGGACUCAACAUGUAUGUCAUGUCCACAUUUGCACCACACAUCAUCGAGAAAUUCAUGGGACCCGAGAAAUUCUGGUCUUUCUACAUUACCGCCGCUGUAGUUUCAUCUUUUAUAAGCUUGGUGGACAAAGCAGUGAUGCGAUCCGGAAUCAGAGCUCUCGGAGCAAGUGGAGCUAUUCUAGCUGUCCUCACAUACACUUGUAUGCAGAUCCCAGAUGCUCGACUUUCGUUGAUAUUCGUACCCGGAUUUGAAUUCUCCGCCAAAAGUGCAGUAUAUGGAAUCAUUGCAUUUGACCUUCUUGGGCUGUUCUUACGAUUCCGUCUAUUCGAUCACGCAGCCCAUCUUGGCGGAUCACUAUUCGGCGUUGGUUAUGCACUUUUCCUUCAAGAAGCAAUUUGGGACAAAUACGGAAUGUGGUUAGAGAAUCUUGUAUUUUCAUCGGAGCGAAGCUGA
Messenger RNA from Caenorhabditis briggsae, 1011 nucleotides. RefSeq names its product Protein CBR-ROM-5 (gene Cbr-rom-5). The coding region runs from base 1 to 1011 and encodes 336 amino acids. NCBI's taxonomy places the organism in Eukaryota, Metazoa, Nematoda, Chromadorea, Rhabditida, Rhabditidae. The record is from RefSeq and is a predicted model, not a curated record. Gene Ontology annotation, cellular component: membrane. The transcript is spliced from 7 exons. Gene Ontology annotation, molecular function: serine-type endopeptidase activity.